This is a messenger RNA of Stylonychia lemnae, 2190 nucleotides long. Lineage: Eukaryota; Ciliophora; Spirotrichea; Sporadotrichida; Oxytrichidae. The record is from the annotation of a GenBank genome assembly.
AUGGCGUCUAAAAUCUAUUGGCAGAGAGGAUAUCAAAUUCUUCUAUAAAACUAGAUUAGAAAUCAUUUUAUGAUUGAACACCAACCAAAGGCUAAUAAAAAAGAAAAAUAUAAAGGCUUUACUGAGAGAUUACAACUGAUAAAUGAUAAAAUGAAACAUUAAAGAUUAUCAAAGCAAAGAUAAAGUCUACAAACAAUUGAUGAUGAAUCAAAUAAAUCAGUACUUGCUUCUGAGUAAAAGAAAAACUAUUUUAACAAAAAUAUGAUUAAUAGGCAAAGAACGAAAAAUGAUUAGAAUCAGUCAAUUUCAGACAAAAUAAAAGAAAUCAUCAAGCACUAAGCUAGUCUUUUUAUGGUGAGUAAUAAGAUGCUAGUGAAAGAUAUGGACAUCUCAAGAGAUAUGCUGGAGACAGUAACCAUAAAUAAAUAAGAAAUGAAUGAUUUAGAUCAAGCCAAGAGAGAGUACUUCAGUAGAAUAGAAUUCGAGAGAAAGUAUGCCUUUUUUUACUUUAAAUAAAGAGAUUCUAAACAAUGUUAUCAUCAUUUGGAUGAGAUAAUUACUUUGGCUAAGUAUGCUUACGACAUUGAGCUAUUAAAAAGAACUCUUGAUAUAUAGUCUUAAGUUGCUCUUUAUUUUGACGAAUUUAAUAAGGCCAAGGAAAUAUUUAAGAUCCUUAGGAAUAUUGCUAAUGAUGAAAGCGAUAUGAAAAAUAAAAUGCAAGCCUAUUAUAACAUGGGGAAAUGCUACAGUCAACUUAAAGACUAUGAAAAUGCGAUUAAAUGUUUCAAAAAGAUAUUAGAAAUUUGUUGGAGAAUCGAUGAUAUUGGUUGGGAAGUAAGAGCAUAUGAGUAGUUAGGCAUUCAGAAUUACUAUUUAGGAGAAUUAAUGAAAUCCUAGUAAUAUAAUGACAGAGCAAUGAGAGGAAAGUUUGAGAAAAAAGAAUCUAAAAUUAGAGAUCUUUACAGUGGUCUUGGGUCAAACAGAAAUCUAAGUACAGAUUCUUACAAGGAAUCAUUUAAAAAGAUCAAAAACAUAAUAGAUUAGUUUGAUUCAAUAAAAAUUGAAUAGCAUGAUAUUGAUGUUUAGAAUAGGAUAAUCAAAGCACAUUUAGGCAUAUAAAAUCUAAGGAAAGCAGUAGAUUUCUAUAGAAAUGGAAUUUAUCAGAAUUAAAACCCUUUAUAGAUAAGAGAUGGUUCACCUUUGAGUAAUGUAUCAUUGAGUUUGCUACCCUCACCAAGAAUGCAAACAGAAAACAAUAAAAUGAAAAAUGCAUAGCUCUUGCCAUUCUUUGACGGAGACUCUAAAUCUGCCUUAACCUAAAGGUAGGUGUAUGAGCUUAAAGUAGCCAAGAGACAAACUAAGAAAAAUUAAAAUGUGAGUAUAAAUCUGGAACAAAUAGCAUAUAACUUAAACAAGGAUUAGACUAAUGAUUUGACACCAAUGUAAUAAAAAGCUAAAUAGAAAUACAGUUUAAAAAUUCUUGAAGAGACGAUUGAGAAUAGACCUAAAAAGCCUAAAGCUUUGAAGAAUCCUCAUUGUAAAUCAUAGGUAGAUAUGGGAUAAAUCGUGAGAUAAGCUAAGAUAAACGGAGCUAAAAAGUCACCUCUAAGAUUGAUAAAUCAUCUUAGUCCUAGUAGAAACAUUAGAAACUUCAAAGAAAACGAGGACUUAAAAUCAGUGAAUGCUGUUCAGACAUUUUAGGAAUUAGAGGAUGGAAUCAAGGCGAAAAUAACCUUCGCAGAAAAUAAUCUAUUGAAGAUUGAUGACUUAAACGAUGAUCAAUUGAUUAGGUUACUUACUUAGGAGAGGUAAAACAAUCAGCAUGAUAGGAGAGGAAAUCUAUAAAUCUAAAAGCUACUAAGAUAACUGACAAAAAGAAAAGUCUCAAAUUUUUAAAAUUCUGAGACUUAAAGCUAGGUAGGUGGAUACCAGCCAAAAAAUUAUUAAAAUCAUAAUAACUAGAACAAACCUUUAACUAUUGAUGUCAAAGUAUUGGCUACAAUAAAACAUCCACAAAAUCCAAGAAUUAAGAAAUAUAAUGACUAAUUAAAUCAGGCUAUUGCUUUAACUUUAUCUUCCAUUAACUUUAGGAAAAGUUCAUUUGAAACAAGCAACUAUCACACUCCUAAUAGUGUCUAGCAAGAGAAGUUUACAAGUAAAAAUGCUAAAUAUGGCUCAGGAAAGAAGUGA